UUUUCUGGCUCUGCAACUCUCCUAGGAGCUAUAAUAAUGGCGGAUUCUUCGUAGCCUACAAAGACUUCAACUUUCCCUCUUCUUCCGCGCAGCCUUUUCGUUAUCUCAUUACUCGCAAAAAUGCGUUCAAAGGACAAAAUAUCCUACUUUUACGAUGGAGAUGUAGGGAGCGUUUACUUUGGUCCUAAUCAUCCAAUGAAACCGCACCGGCUUUGUAUGACUCACCAUUUGGUUCUUGCCUAUGACCUCCAUAAGAAAAUGGAAAUUUAUCGUCCCCACAAGGCUUACCCCGUUGAACUCGCUCAGUUCCAUUCUGCUGAUUAUGUUGAGUUUUUAAAUCGAAUUACGCCAGAUACGCAGCACUUGUUCUCGAAGGAAUUGGCGAUAUACAAUCUUGGAGAAGACUGCCCUGUAUUUGAGAACUUGUUUGAAUUUUGUCAAAUUUAUGCUGGUGGAACAAUAGAUGCUGCACGAAGGUUAAACAAUAAACUAUGUGAUAUUGCUAUAAAUUGGGCCGGUGGUUUACAUCAUGCCAAGAAGUGCGAGGCAUCUGGCUUUUGUUACAUCAAUGACUUGGUGUUGGGAAUCUUGGAGCUUCUUAAGUAUCAUACCCGUGUUUUGUAUAUUGACAUAGAUGUCCAUCAUGGUGAUGGCGUUGAAGAAGCCUUUUAUUUCACUGACAGGGUGAUGACUGUUAGUUUUCACAAGUUUGGAGAUAUGUUUUUUCCUGGAACUGGUGAUGUGAAGGACAUAGGAGCAAGAGAAGGGAAGCUUUAUGCCAUAAAUGUUCCACUCAAGAAUGGAAUUGAUGACACUAGCUUCAUUAGAUUGUUUAAGACAAUUAUAUCCAAGGUUGUUGAAAUGUAUCAACCAGGCGCAAUAGUUCUUCAAUGUGGGGCAGAUUCUCUUGCCGGGGAUCGGUUGGGCUGUUUCAAUCUCUCAAUUGACGGACAUGCUGCGUGUGUUAGAAUUGUGAAGAAAUUCAACCUACCUUUACUGGUUACUGGUGGCGGAGGGUAUACAAAAGAAAAUGUUGCACGUUGUUGGACUUUUGAAACAGGAGUUCUCUUAGAUACAGAACUUCCUAAUGAAAUCCCAGACAAUGAGUACAUCAAAUAUUUUGAACCAGAGUGCUUGUUGAGUAUUCCAAAUGGGCACAUAGAGAAUUUAAAUAGCAGAUCAUAUCUUAGUACAAUCAAGAUGCAAGUGUUGGAAAAUCUUCGUUCCAUCCAACAUGCUCCAGGUGUACAGAUGCAAGAGGUUCCACCUGAUUUCUAUAUUCCUGAUAUUGAUGAAAAAGAGCAAAAUCCCGAUGAGCGCAUGCACAAGCACACCAAAGACAAGCAAAUUCAGCGCGAUGAUGAAUACUAUGAUGGUGACAAUGAUAAUGAUUCAUGACACUGACAUGUGAAGGUAGAGUUGGCAUAUUUUUGUUAGGUAGUAUUAGGUCAUACUGUGUAGGAUAUGUUGCAAUCAAAAUUUAGCUAACUCCAAAAUCAAAGAGAAAAUUGUGGAAGGAACCGCAGUAUAAUUGUUCAUAUUUUGUUUCCAAGAUGUCUUUGGCUAAUUGGCUGUAUGUAGUCUCUCACACCUCUGAUGGAUUUGAUCGAGCACAGUGUUUAGCAUUUUACUAUACGCCAUACAAUUUUAAAUUCUUGC
This is a messenger RNA of Hibiscus syriacus, 1659 nucleotides long. RefSeq names its product histone deacetylase 9-like. Bases 121 to 1398 code for a protein of 425 amino acids. The transcript is spliced from 14 exons. Gene Ontology annotation, molecular function: histone deacetylase activity. NCBI's taxonomy places the organism in Eukaryota, Viridiplantae, Streptophyta, Magnoliopsida, Malvales, Malvaceae. The record is from RefSeq and is a predicted model, not a curated record.